Molecule: messenger RNA, 2158 nt
Organism: Pocillopora verrucosa
Lineage: Eukaryota; Metazoa; Cnidaria; Anthozoa; Scleractinia; Pocilloporidae
Source: RefSeq, a predicted model, not a curated record
AUGAAUGUCGCUGAGUCAGUAUAUCAGAUCCAGCGCAUCACUAUGAAUGUUAAAUAUUCUAUUCCGUUUGGUAGAAAAUCAUUGACAAAUAAUUUUACCCUGGCAUUGAAUAAAACAUAUAUUCAACAAGAUAGCUCUUUGCAGAACGUUCUCGAUUUGUUGCAAGAUACUCUGGCCAAGUAUAAAGAUAUAUCCUUUCUAGAAGUUCAAAAUAAUGUUAUAACCGAGCGGAAACGGAUAGAGUUGAUAUACACAACGACAGAUGCCUUUCAGACCUUUGCUCUGAAGUAUGGCUGGUACCACCUCAACGAAUCAACGCCAGUGUUAAGGAGGAAAUAUGAGAGAAUCCGUGUUCGUAUUCGGAAACGUCUAAGACGAGAUUUUGACGACUUUCACCUCGGUGAAUCAUCAAGUGAAACUGUUAACAUCCCAUCUGAAAACUUUAAAAGAAACGGUUCAGUGAUUGUCGUCAUCAUAUACAAAGACCUACAUGAACUGUUAAGAAGGAGAGAAUUAAAUAACGCUGACUUAAAGAAAAGGAGGCGUCUUAACAGCUUGGUAAUGGCUGUCGCAAUGGAUCCGAAGCCAAGACGUUUGAUACGAAAUGUCGUCAUGAGGUUUAGAAAUCAAAAGCUUCUUGACGCCACCAGAAAUUGUGUGUAUUGGAAAGUGUUUGAUUCCAAAAGUAUUGACGGGUGGUCAGAUGAGGGAUGUCAGGUAUCUAAAAGAAAACCAGACUACACAGAGUGCAGCUGCAACCAUCUGACUCACUUUGCAGUUCUUUUCGACUUUGGCAGCGCUUCAGCAGAGACGACAGAGAAAGAUGAGAAGAUCUUGAAGAUUCUCACCUACGUGGGACUGAUCUUGUCGCUCAUUGGAAUAAUUCUUACUUUAGCUUCCUAUGCUCUCCUCACCGAUGUGCAUCAGCCGCUGUCUCAAGUGAGGUUAAGUCUCGUUGCCUCACUGGGACUUGGCCAGAUAAUGUUUCUUGCUGGGAUAAAUGCCACACAGGAUAAAGGUGUUUGUGUCGCAGUGGCAGCCCUGAUGCAGUACUUUCUCAUGUCAGCCUUUUGCUGGAUGCUUGUUGAAGGAAUUUAUCUUUACCUAUUUGUCGUCAAAGUUUAUAAUAUAAAUGAGAAGAUGGCCAUGUACCAUGCUUGUUCUUGGGCUUUUCCAGCUGUUAUGGUCAGUAUUUCGCUGAUAAUUUCUUCAGCGAGGGACGGAAUCAGUAGUUUUGUCAGCGAAGAAUACUGCUGGCUCUCCAACGCAAACCAUUCUAUCUGGAUAUUUGCUGUUUUUGUUGUGACGGUGGAAGUUCUUAACUUGCUAAUUCUGGCCAGAGUUGUAAAAGAAAUGUCCGGAACACAGUCAGCUCCAGAAAAUCAUCAGAUACGACUUUGCAUCAAGACAUGUGUAGUAAUGAUUCCCUUACUGGGUGUCACGUGGUUAUUUGGUAUCUUUUCGACGUUUCACAAAGCUUUUGCCUACAUCUUUACCAUCUUCAACUCAACUCAGGGAUUUCUCAUUUUUCUAUUGCAUUGUGUGCGAAACAGUCAGAUUAAAGAGCGUUUGAAUAGAAAGUUUAACGCUAUAUUCCCAGCUACAAAUUGAGCAAUCUCAAGUUUAUAAAAGUGAAGAACUAAAGGAAUGCCAGCAUCGCACCAUAUCUCAUCUAUAUACGGCAUCAAUAAUCAUAGGUGGAAGAGAUUGGUCGCAGAGAUUAAUGAAGUUAAUGGAGUGAUCUGCCAGUCCUUUAGCUGUCGAGGCGAUGUUCUACACGAAGACAAUUUUUAAAACGUAUUCGUAGUUCUAGAACCUUUUAAUAUGAGUUGUACUUAACAAAAAAGUAUGGAGUGAACAGGGACCAAGAACACUAUUGCAUUCAAGUUAAAAGGGAUGGAAUGAUGAAUUUCAGUCAUACAUAUAGGAUGUCGCCUUUAAGAAACUUUCUCGGCUUUAAAAUGUUUUUUUUAAAUAUCGGGCUCCGCUAUAACGCUUCAUUCACAAAAUGGUUGCUUAAAUGCUAGACUAGGAAAAUCAGGCUUAACAUAAUUUCAAACAAUCACCACAUGGUUUCAUUGAAGUACUAAAAGCAGUAAAGUCCUCAACCAAAAUGGGAGCUGGUUAUCAUGUAAAUUGUACUUAUAGGAUAGUUAUG